AUGGCGCGCAGCCUUAAGUGCUCCUCACUUUUCGCACAACUUGCUCAACCUUAUGGUGGCGCUAAAGCAGUGAAUGGGUUUGUGUACGGGAACCUUCCUGGGCUGCAGCUGUGCUCCGGGGACAGAGUUGUGUGGUACACCUUUGGUCUGGGAACCGAGACAGACAUCCAUGGGAUUUACUUCCAGGGAAACACCUUCCAAAAGCAGGGCACAACCCGGGACACACUCAAACUGUUCCCUCACACUACGGCUACUGUGACUAUGAAUGCAAGGAGAGCUGGUGUGUAUGAGGUGAACUGCAGGGUGACGGACCAUUACAUGGCUGGGAUGAGACAGCAGUACUCUGUGGCGGAGUGCCCUGGGAGGAACCACACACACACGCUGGCACACACGCGUCCCUCGGCCGUGGUCCAGUUCUUCAUCAGCGCCGAGGAGGUGGAGUGGGACUACUCACCUUCCCGCUCCUGGGAGCUGGAGAAACACCAAGCCACCCUGGACAACAGUCCAGGAAACAUCUUCGUGGGCAAAGGUGAGCGGCAGAUAGGGUCUCGCUAUAAGAAAGCUGUUUACAGAGAGUACACUGAUGCCACCUUCAGGACACAGAGGAAACGACAGGCAGACCAGAAACACUUGGGAAUCAUGGGCCCCAUUAUCAGGGCAGAAGUUGGGGAGCAGAUUCUAAUCACCUUCAGGAACCAUGCCAGUCGGCCCUACUCUAUCUAUGCCCAUGGCAUUGAGACCAGCGACACACGCAUUCCUGUCGAACCAGGCUUCAUGACAGAGUUCCGGUGGGAUGUCCCUGAGGGGUCCGGCCCAGGGCUCUCUGACCCUAACUGCAUCUCUUACAUCUACUACUCCCCUGUGGAUUUCAUCAAGGACCUGUUCAGUGGUCUGCUGGGGCCCUUGGUGGUGUGCAGAAAGGGGACUCUGAGUGGUCUGGGGGCUGGGGGACGGGGGGGGGACAGGCGGAGGACAGAUGCCCAGCGGGAGUUCGCUCUGCUCUUCCUGGUGUUCGACGAGAACCAGUCCUGGUACCUGGAGGACAACAUCAGGACCUACCUCGACACCAACCCCUACAACUUCACCUCGGACGACAGCUUUACGGAGAGCAAUAUGAUGCAUGGUAUAAACGGUCAACUGUACGGUAACCUGAAAGGCUUGGUCAUGACCCGUGGGGAGUUGGUAGACUGGUACCUUGUGGGCAUGGGGAAUGAGAAGGACAUUCAUACGGUUCACUUCCACGCCGAGACCUUCACAUACAAGACGGACCACAUCCACCGUGCAGAUGUGUUUGACCUGUUCCCAGGAACGUUCCAGACCAUCGAGAUGGUAGCCGGUAACCCUGGAACGUGGCUGCUUCACUGUCACGUUUCAGAUCAUAUCCACGCUGGCAUGGAGACCACCUUUACUAUCAGAGCAAACUCCUCUCAAGGUUAGAUUUGUCUGUUUGUUUGUAUCAAUACAUGUUUUAUUGAAUAAACAAGAAGUUUAUGCGGAAUAAUUAUAAAGUCAAAGUUUAUCAUGUUGAACUAUUACUGAUAAAAACUUGUAAUUAAUCUGAA
Messenger RNA from Osmerus eperlanus (European smelt), 1562 nucleotides. RefSeq names its product ferroxidase HEPHL1-like. Gene Ontology annotation, cellular component: plasma membrane. Bases 1 to 1437 code for a protein of 478 amino acids. The record is from RefSeq and is a predicted model, not a curated record. Gene Ontology annotation, molecular function: copper ion binding; signaling receptor activity; oxidoreductase activity. The transcript has 10 exons. NCBI's taxonomy places the organism in Eukaryota, Metazoa, Chordata, Actinopteri, Osmeriformes, Osmeridae.